This is a messenger RNA of Dreissena polymorpha, 1823 nucleotides long. RefSeq lists its product as uncharacterized. The record is from RefSeq and is a predicted model, not a curated record. The transcript has 2 exons. Bases 324 to 1664 code for a protein of 446 amino acids. Lineage: Eukaryota; Metazoa; Mollusca; Bivalvia; Myida; Dreissenidae. Gene Ontology annotation, molecular function: glycosyltransferase activity.
GUUACUGUCACACCGUGCGAUAGCAUGUGUUUACUCGAUUUUAUGGGUCCUUUUGUUACACGUGAUAACUAUAAACGGGACAUAGCGAUUUCCUGAAUGAGCAUUUGAGGAUGUGUAUUGAUUAAAAAAAAAAAGAAUGGAAUAAUUCGCUCCUCUUUCUCAAUUCACAUUUAUGACGAGCAUCGGGCGACACUGCACUGGAAAAUUACUGGAGGAUUGAUACGCUUUCACUAUAUCGCUAUUCAUGAACACUAUCCAAGAUUCAUUUACGGAUUGAACUAUUGCGAAUAUAGUCACAUAAGAAUUAAUAGUUUUAUACGAAUAUGAAGCUAUAUUACAGAAUUAUUUGCACACUGUGUGGUAUGCUGUUAGGGACAUCGUUUAUAAUGUGGUUACUGCAGGAUAUAUGGCAAUCGACAGCCUCGGUAAAGAUUGAUCGUUACAACUCUUCUAAUACGCAAGAAGUUUCAUCAAUCGUCGCAUCAAAAUACGGAAAAACAAAUCUAAACCAUCUUAGCACUGGAAAUGAAUUUUCUAAUAUUCAGAAACAAGAACACUGCAACGGAAGUUUCAUUGGAUUUAAUCACAAAUUUGCACUGUUAACAAAUGUUGUUAUACUUCCUGAUAGGGGUGUUGGCCGCUCAGGUGGGGAAAACAUAUCUCAGGUACAAAAUCAAAGGGAGGAUGAUGAGUAUUAUACGCUUCAAAAGGGAUAUUUUACAUUAAGGUGCCUUACUAGAUCAAUAAAUUAUGAAUUCAAUAAAGUAAGUCAUUUAAAUAAAUGGUUGAACGCUGUGGAACUCAUACAAUCUUCGUACAUAAGUGAACGGCGUGUUGAGCUCUACACACUAGCAGUUCAAAGGUAUGAAUAUGCAAACUUGUAUCACACUAUGACUGACUUUUAUAAUGUAUUCUUUAUGCUGGAAAUGUUUAAUAUUAAAGUGGAAAAUGUCCUAAUACUGUUUUUGGAUGGCCACCCUCAGGGUGCAUUGGACACGACAUGGGGCAAACUAUUUAAUGGAUUUAUACGAGCCAGUGGUAUCAAACAACCUACCAUGUUUACGAAUAUGGUGUGGCCUACCGUUGGGUACGACAGCCCAUUAAAUGAGCAUGAAUUAAAAGGCGUCCCAAAAUUAGAGGAAUUUAGAACGUUUUUCCUUCGACAACAUGGCAUUGCCAUAAACGAUAAACUAAGUUGUGAUAAUUUAACAAUUGUAUUUCUGUGGCGACGAGAUUAUGUAGCACAUCCAAGAAACCCAUCUGGAACCGUAUCGAGAAAAAUAAAGAAUGAAAAAGAACUAGUGGCAGCCGCGAAACAACAUUUAAGGGAACACUCGAUAUUGGAUAUUCAAAUUGAUCUUUUGGCUAUGAGAGAUCAGUUGAAGAUGGUAUCACACACAGAUAUCCUGAUUGGAAUGCAUGGCGCAGGUCUUUCCCACACCCUAUUUUUACCUCGACACGCAGGGCUUAUAGAGUUAUACCCUACCUACUGGUCAACAGCUAAUGUGCAUUUUAAGAGUAUGGCUCGAUGGCGCGGCCUGCACUACCGAAGUUGGCAAAACAGUGACAUAACGAAAGAACUUAACGAUAAGUACACAGUCGUUGAUGUUAACAGUGUCAUGGCUUUAUUAAGUAGCAUGGUGCAUGAGAUAUGUACAUCUUAGUUGAACACAAGUUAAAUGGUUCCUUUGUAUUGGUAAGAGAUGUAAUAAAUGAAUACUCGUAUUCGAAAGUUUGAAUAAAAAGUUUAUAUUAAAUCGACAUAGCUUAUUGUGCAAAACAAUCAUGGUUUGAACACAUAUAAAAUAGAAUACGGAUUGUUA